GAGGGCUAAGGGCGUAGGGGCGUGGACGGGGAGGAAAAGUUGUGCGCGCGAGCCUCCGGAGCCGGCCUGCGCAGAUCUUUCUGUCCGCGUGCGUUCCUGGCCCCGACGGCAGCCGCUGCUGUUCAACCUCUGGAGACAUGACUGAAGCCAAAAAGCGGAGGGAACUACUCCCUCUUAUCCAUCAUCAUCUGGUGCAAGCGGGCUACGUGAGGGCGGCGCGGGAGGUGAAGCUGCAGAGCGGCCAGAAAACUUUCCCAGCACAACCAGUAACCCUUCUGGACAUCUAUACACACUGGCAACAAACUUCAGGAGUCGCUAAGAAACGCAAGGCAGAAGAAGCAGAUGGAGAGAUUCCCUUUAAGGUCAGAGUGUCUGAUCCUACAAGCAGCUCUGAGAGCUCAGAGGAGGAGAAAGAACAGCAAGAGAGAGUGGGGAAAACAGUAAAAACUACCAAAGUGUUGUACUCUAACUCUGUAUCUGUGAUAAAGGACAACCAAUGCAAGAAUUCACUGUCAAAACCUAAAGAGAAUGUUAAGACGAAGAAUAAGAAAGGAACCAGUAAGGCCGUGGUGACCUCUGCAUCACACUCUGACCCCCUCGAAGCACAGACCACCUCUGGAAAGCCAGGCCCAACUGUGUCAGUGCAGUCCCAGUCCAAAAAAUCCCCAGCAGCCCCCAGAAAGCAGGCAGCACAGUCCCCCAGCAAUAGCUUGGCCACAAACAGUGAGAAAAAGUUCGCCUCCCCUGUUGUUAAGCUGGUUCCCAAAACUGCCCCAGUGCCUCCAGACAAGAAAACAGAGAGCGACAGCAGCAAUGACGAGGACUCUUCAACUGAUGAAACAGAUAUGGAGAUGGAGCAGGCAUUGAGAACUCCCCAGGGAAACUCUGCCCUAGUGAGAGGGAACUCUGUUGCCUCAAUUCCCACCAAAGUGUCCCAGGAGAAAGUGGUCACCCCAUCUCCUGGGAGAUUAGUGACUAAACCUCUGACCACAAAAGACAAGAAUCCAGAAGAGACUUCUGAGAGCAGUGACGAGUCUGAGAGUGAUGAAGAUGCCCCACAAUCCCAGGGACAGGCACAAGAAGUGAAGAUGCCUCAUCAUCUCAGUGAAGUACCAGGGAGGGUGGGCAAGACCACCCCAACCACAGGGAAAGCCGUCACUCCAUCCUCCAAACCAAAUUUAGGGGUGCCUGCAAAGGCAGCUAUGACCCAGAAACCAGAGGAGACUUCUGAGAGCAGUGAAGAGUCAGAAAGUGAAGAGGAGAAUGCAAAGCUUCAGAGACAGGUUAAAAGUGUCCCAGCCUCUGGUACCAUAGCAUCCCCAGGGAAAGGGGCUCUUCCUGUUCCUGGUAAGUCAGUGACUUCAAACCUCCAGGCCAAGGCACCACAACAUGAAAGUCCAGAGACUAGUUCUGAGAGCAGCGAGGAGUCAGAGAGUGAUGAAGAUGCCUCUGCACCACAGGGACAGGAAAAAUCAUCCAUGAAGACUCCUCAGGCCAGUGCCACACCAGCAACUAGAACUCCUACCCCAUCAACCCUCACUAAGGUGUCCCCAAGGAAAGGGACACUCCAGGCCAAGACUGGUCCUCCAUCCAAGACAUCUGAAGUCAAUUUGCCAGAGACUGGUUCUGAUACUAGUGAGGAGUCAGAGAGUGAAGACAAUGUCAUAGUGCCUCAGAGACAGGGGAAAUCAUCAGGAAAGGCUUCCCAAGGCAAUGCUACACCAUCAAAAGGGAGGUCUCUUGCUCCUGGGAAACCAAUGACUUUAGUCCCUCCACCUAGGAUGGGACCUUCAACCCCCUCACCUAGAGCAGGAACUUCAGCCAUGGCAUCUAAACCUGGAAGUUCAGAAACUAGUUCUGAGAGUAGUGAAGAGUCAGAAAGUGAAGAAGAGAUCUUAGUACCGCAGGAAAAGAAAAAAUCACCAGUGAAAGUUCUCCAAGUUAAUGCCAUUGUGACAAAAGUUGCUCCUGUCCCCCCUCAAGGGCCCCUGGGGAAAGAGGCCCUUUCUACAACUGGGAAAUCAGGGACUCUAGCUUCUGGAGUCGAGAUAUCAUCAUCCACUGAGACAUCUGGAUCAGAGAGCUCUGAGGGCAGUGAUGAGUCAGAAAGUGAAGAGGAAAAAACUCCAGCACCGAAGACCCAGGUGAAGCCUUCAGAGAAAGCCCAGGCCCAGGUCUCUCCAGCCCCACUCCCCAAGAGCCCAUUAGAGAAAGGGGUUCUCAACUCCCCUGAGAAAGCAGCGAUGGUCACUCCCAGUGCUAAGAUGGCACCUCAAGCCAAAGGAGUGGGGCCUGGGAGGUCACAGGCGAGUUCUGGUUGCAGUGGAGAAUCUGACAGUGAAGGGGAAACUCCCACAUCCCAGGGACAGCCAAUACCAUCAGUGAAAACUCUUCAGGUCAAAGCUUCUCCAACUAGUGUUACCAAGGGACCUGUGGGGAAGGGAGUUGUUCCCACUUCAGGGAAGUUAGGGCCUGUAGCUUCCAGCGCCAAAGGGAUGUCUCCAGCCAAGGCAUUGGGGCCCAGGAAGCCAGAGGUGAGUUCUGAGAGCUCUGAAGAGGACACAGAGAGUGAGGCUGAGGUACCUGCAACCCAAGGACAGGCAAAGCCAGUGGUAAAAGCUCUCCAAAUCAAUGCCUCCCCACGGAAAUUGACCCCUCUCACCCCCAUAUCCACUAAGGGUAUUCAGGGGAGAGUGUCUACUCCAGCUCCCUGGAAAUCAGGGAUACUGCCCCUCCAGGCCAAAGCACCAGGGCCUGAGAGGCCAGCAGAGACUUCUGGAAGCAGUGAGGAAUCAGAGAGUGAGGAGAUCCCAGCAUCCCAGGGACAGGCAAAGCCCACAUUGAAAGCCCCCCAAAUUGAUACCCCUCCAGGGAAAGGGACCCCUGUUACUCCUGUUCCCACUAAAUGUUCUCAGGGAAGAGUGUCCACUCCAGCUCCCUGGAAAUCAGGGACUGUGACCCCCCAGCCCAAAGUACCAGGGCCUGGGAGACCAGCAGAGACUUCUGGAAGCAGUGACGAAUCAGAGAGUGAGGAGGAGAUCCCAGCAAUCCAGGCAAAGCCAGCAGUGAAAAUUCCCCAAGCUAACACUCCCUCCAGAAAAGGAGUCUCCACCUCCACAGUCUCUACCCAGGACUCACAAGGGAAAGCACCAUCCCCCUUGAAAUCAGGGACUUCAUCCCUCCAGAGCAAAGGAGAGGUUCCAGUCAAGAAAGCAUGGCUUGGGAGACAAGAAGAGAAUCUAGAGAGCAGUGAGGACUCAGAAUCAGAUGACAGCAUCCUAGGACCUCAGGGCCAGGCAAAGCCUGCAGUCAAGACUUCUCCAGGUUUGGGGGGAGAGAAAGGGACCACUGCAUCAACUCCUGAGAAGUCAGCGACUACAAUUCAGACCACGAAAGUAGAUUCUGGCAGCUCAGAAGAGAGUUCCUGCAGCAGUGAUGAGUCAGAAAGUGACGUGGUAAUCCCUGUGUCCCAGAAACAGGUGAAACCAUCUGUCAUAGACAAAGGUGCUGAUAAGGCAGUGAUGGUCCCCGUCACCAUGGUAGAGGAGACAUCAUCAGAGAGCAGCGAGGACACAGAGAGUGAAGAAACUGAAAUCCUAACUUCUAUGGGGCAGGUGAAAACUGUAAUGAGAACUCCCCAGGUCAGUGCAGCCUCAGGACAAUCUGCAUCUUCCUCGAUGGAACCUGAGAGGCCUACAAGGCCAGAAGAGUGUUCUGAAAGCAGUGAGGAGGAAUCUGACAGUGAAGAUGAGAUUAUAGUGUGUCAGGGACAGGUAAAACCUACAGUGAAAACUUCUGAGAUCCCUGCAGCCUCAGCAGAAAAGAAAGGGUCCAUACCAGCCUCUGGGAAGUCUGCAACUCCAUCCCCCCAAAACCAAGCAACGCCUCAAGCCAAGGAUACUAGGACUGAAAUAUCAGAGGAGAGUUCUGACAGGAGUGAUGAGUCUGAGAGCGAAGUGGAGAUACCUGUGUCCCAGCAACAGGUUUCAUCAAGGAAGAAGGAUGAGAAAGCUGUUGCUUCUAAGAACAACAUGGGGAAAGUCUCUCCCAUAUCUCCAGUCAAGCAAUUGGCUUCACCUUGUACUAUCAGGGGCCAGAAAUCAGAGAGCAACAGUGAGCAACUGUCCCCUGCCCAGGUGAUUAAAACCCCUCUGAUUUUUGUCGACCCCAACCGUAGUCCAGCUGGCCAGGCUGCUAUCCCCAUGAAAGCCAAGACAGACUCAAGGAACAGACAAGUAUCAGAGAGCAGAGAGCAAAGCUCCUCCGAGAGUGGGGAUGAGGAUGUGAUCCCUGACACUCAGUACCCGAAUCUUCCCACAGUAAAGAAUGCCGUGAUGAAAGCAUCCCCACUCUACCAAAGGGCAGGCUCUACACCCAGCACCAGCAAGCCUGAGGAGUCUAGUAGUGACUCUGCCUCUGAGCAUCAGGGAACAGGAACCUCCCAGACCACUUGUGUCAAGAGCAAAACGGCUAGGCGGGACAAAAAAUCUAAGCUUACUGGCGGAAUCCAAGCCAUAGCUGUCCAGGACAAGUCUUCAACAACCACCAGCAACAGUACGAGGAAUGAGAAAGAAAACCCAGAGGCAGUGAGAGCAAAGCAGACACAAAAUCUGGGUCUGUCCCCCAAGGACAAAAUUCCAGUGAAGACAGAAAACCCGGAGGAUUCUAGCGAAGAAGAAAUAAUAGAACCUUCCCAGUCUAUACUUUCAGGCUACGAAUUUCCCAGGCCAUCUCUCCCCACAUCCAUCAAUGCUCAGCUCGAGAAGAUGCCUGCCAAGCAAGGAAUUACGAGAGUUGUCUCUGCAGACCCAGCUCUGCAAGCAUCUUCCAAAGGAAGACCCCAGGAGGGGAGUGGGGACUCUGAGAAGGAGAAACAGAAAGUGGAACAGCCUCACGAAACUGGGAGAGAUUCAAAGACCUCAGUUUCCAAACUUCAGGCAACUAAAAAAGGGUCCAAGCCAGAAGCAGUCGAUUAUAAACCUUCCUCCCCCAAAGAGGUGGACAUCUGUGAGAGUCUCCUAAGAACAAAGCCUCCUUCCAACCUCCCUUCUCUAGUUCAGCUCCAGAGCUCAGGCUGUAUUGAGAACUUAGGGUUUGAGGAUGCAUUCUUUAAGUCCAAGGCCUUUAGACUAAGAAUGCUUACUGACCUACCAGAGAAGAAGAAGAAGAAUACUGAAUCCCCAAAGUUAGCCAAGGGAAAGAAGUCCAAAUCAAAACGAAAGCUAACUGAGGAAGGUCCUGUUGCUAAGGCCCCCAAGAACAAGAAGAAGAAACUGAUGGGCGAAGAGCCCAAGGAAGGAGAGGCUUUACAAGAAAAGACCCCUGCUUCCCCCAAGGAGGAGAAAAGGGAGAAAGCAAGUGGUGAUGCUAAAGAAAAGAAGCCAAAGGAGGUUCAGAGCUCCAAGAAGAAGAAAGAAAAGCCAGAAGGAAACGUGAUCUCAGUGAAGGAAUAUGGAGAUGCCCCAGAUACCAAGCCCAAAAAAGAGAAGAAGCACAAGAAGAAAUCUGACAAGAAGAAAAAGGACAAAGACAAAAAGGAUGAGAAGAAGAAGAAGAAAAAGAAAUCCAUUUCCAAAGAUCCUGACUCUGCCUCAGUAUCCCUUAAGAAAGAAAAGAAAAAGAAAAAGAAAGUUAAACAAGUAGAUGGAGAGGAACUAAAUAACAGGAUUUUUCUAACCACAUCAUGACAUGUCUAUGCCAGCCUCCCACCCUGGGAAAAAAAGCAACCAAAUCCCAGCAUGACCUAUGAGCCAAUGGAUCCAGCAGGAGCACACUAGGGUAACGAGAGAGAGCUUCUGGCUCUUGCACGUAUCCCUAAUGAAUUGAGUGAUCUCCAUAGAGAUUAUACCUAAUAUAUAUAUAUAUAUAUGUAUAGUAUUUUUUUUAAAGAGAGAACUUCCCCUUUUCCCACUGACAUGCCUGUUUCUAAAGGCCUUCGGUACUCCUUGGCUUCAGAACCUUUCCUUCCCCACUUUGCAUAGAAGACAUGGGGAGGGCUGCCACCAAAACAUCGCCACCGCCACCACCAUCGAUGCUGGAGCCAGACAGAGCGUGUUCUGAUGGAGUCCUGGCUCAAUCAGGUGGCUUCACUUGAGUGACUUCCCCCUCCAUGUUAUAUUUUUAACUAACUUGUUUUUAAAACUCUGCAAAUAAAAGAUUGGUGUGGAAGA
Monodelphis domestica (gray short-tailed opossum) is the source of this 6170-nucleotide messenger RNA. It is a transcript of the gene TCOF1, whose product is annotated as treacle ribosome biogenesis factor 1. Gene Ontology annotation, biological process: nucleolar large rRNA transcription by RNA polymerase I. Gene Ontology annotation, molecular function: RNA binding; scaffold protein binding. Lineage: Eukaryota; Metazoa; Chordata; Mammalia; Didelphimorphia; Didelphidae. Gene Ontology annotation, cellular component: nucleolus. The record is from RefSeq and is a predicted model, not a curated record.